AUGCGUUCAAGGUUAGACCCUAGCUUCUCAGAAUUCUUGCUACGGAUUGGAGAUGGGACUGAGCCAUUUGUCGUGGAUGACAUGGUGAAGCUUCCUGAUGAUAUUGUAAUGAAGUGGGAAGGUGAGCAAUCAGUUGAGAGAUUAAUUGACGAGGUGUUUCCAGAGCUUGAAAAGAAUGCAAAUGAUAAAAGCUACAUGAGUCAGUGGGCAUCGAUAAAUGAUAUCGUCGAAAAGCUCAAUCAAAAAGUUAUUAGCAUCUUUCCUGGAGAUGAGGUAGUUUACCAUUCCUUUGACAUGGCUAAAGAUGACCCAAACAAUUUGUGGACCGAAGAUUUUUUGAACACUAUUGCUCCAGGUGGAUUGCCUCCUCACACACUUAUACUCAAGAUAGGUGUUCCGAUAAUUCUUUUGAGGAAUCUUGAUCCCAGUUAUGGUCUUUGCAACGACACGAGGUUACUAUGUAGAGGUCUCUAUAAAAACUUCAUUGAUGCAGAGAUCGUUACUGGUAGUUGUUCGGGGCUCAGAGUCUUGAUUCCACGGAUACUCAUGGAACCUCCCAAAGAGGUGAUACUCCCAUUCAAGUUCGUCCGCAAGCAAUUUCCAGUUCGUGUAGGUUUUGUCCUCACAAUAAAAAAGGCAAAAGGACUUUAUCUACCAGAACCAGUUUUUAGUCACGGACAACUAUAUGUUGCUUUGUCUAAGGGAGUUUCAAGAACUACAACAAAAGUGUUAGUUAAGAAUGGAAUUCUUCUGGAUGUCUCUGGAACAUGUACUAAAAAUGUUGUAUUCCGAGAUGUUCUCAGGUCAUAUGAUAUUGCUGAGUGA
Messenger RNA from Papaver somniferum (opium poppy), 825 nucleotides. RefSeq lists its product as uncharacterized. The record is from RefSeq and is a predicted model, not a curated record. The transcript has a single exon. NCBI's taxonomy places the organism in Eukaryota, Viridiplantae, Streptophyta, Magnoliopsida, Ranunculales, Papaveraceae. Bases 1 to 825 code for a protein of 274 amino acids.